Molecule: messenger RNA, 725 nt
Organism: Corticium candelabrum
Lineage: Eukaryota; Metazoa; Porifera; Homoscleromorpha; Homosclerophorida; Plakinidae
Product: ubiquitin-conjugating enzyme E2 T-like
Exons: 2
Coding region: 31-645 (204 amino acids)
Source: RefSeq, a predicted model, not a curated record
ACGCAUGCGUGCUACGGUUAAACAGCAAAAAUGCAGAAGCGCGCGAGGUUGCAGCGUGAAGUGACAUUGCUAGAAACGAGUCCUCCACACGGUGUGUCGUGUUGGCUCGAAGCCGAUCAAUGUGAUAAACUAAAAGCAAAGAUUGUUGGAGGGACCGGAACGCCUUAUGCACGUGGUGUCUUUGAGCUGGAAAUAACUGUGCCAGAAAGAUAUCCAUUUGAGCCUCCUCAAAUUCGCUUUCUCACUCCUAUCUAUCAUCCUAAUAUCGACGAUGCAGGUAGAAUAUGUCUGGAUUUGUUGAAGCUGCCACCACAUGGAGCAUGGAAACCAUCACUAAACAUCGCUAGUCUUCUCAUGUCGAUUCAGUUGUUGAUGGCAGAACCAAAUCCUGAUGAUGGCCUGAUGGCCGAUAUAGCAUCCGAGUACAAACAGAACAGACCGAUAUUCAAGCAGAAAGCUACAGCACACACUGAGAAAUAUGCACGAGACACGGGCCAUGCUCAUCACGACACAAGCAGCACUACCACUAGAACCAGCGGCAAACGAAAAGCCAAUUGUGAUGAUGCAGUUACUGAUGCUUCUGAUAUGCAUCCCUACAAGCACUGGAAAAAAGAUGGACGAACUGAUACAGAUUUGCCUGCAUAGAGGCUCUUGGUAUGUAUCUAUUAUAAAACUUGUUCAUAGAAUAGCAUAUAUGCCACGGCAGAUUCUACCUCUUGACAUAA